CUAAGUGUUUUCACUACAUCUUCAUCAUCAUCAUCAUCAUCAUCAUUCAUCAUCUUCAUUCAUCAUUUUACUGUAACUGGUGUAUCUGCAAGAGCUGGAGCAGCAGCCUCAGCCGAAGCAGGUGCAGGUGCAGGUGCAGGUGCAGGUGCAGGUGCAGGAGGAGCAGUCUCUAGGGGCACUUCCUCAGGCUUAGCACCAGCCACCUCUGAAGCAGCUUCAGCCUCAGCAGCUGGUUGCUCAGGGGCAGGCUCUUGAGCAACCUUCCACACAAAAUCGUUCCACUAGAAUUAAAAUACUCCAUUUGCUACCUUGUCAAGCUAACAAUUACAUUUUUUUG
This is a messenger RNA of Gryllus bimaculatus (two-spotted cricket), 337 nucleotides long. The record is from the annotation of a GenBank genome assembly. NCBI's taxonomy places the organism in Eukaryota, Metazoa, Arthropoda, Insecta, Orthoptera, Gryllidae.